CAGUACCCAGGCGGCACUGUUCCAGCCUACAGUACAUUCUGCUGCUUAUCCGGGGAUGUCACACCGCUGCUAUUUUCUCCCCUCAGUCCCUCUCACUCUCAGCCUACAGCUCAAGCGGACUGACACGGGGCUUUGGAUAGAAAGAACGAACAAUAAGAUACAAAACAGAGGCCAAAAUGGCAGAGCUUGGAGCGGGAAGCCUGCCGUUAGGGGAUCCUGCUUUUAAUUACCAGGAACACGAACUGAACGAGCGACUGAAACGGCUCUACCCGGCUGUGAACGAGGAAGAGACCCCUUUACCCCGAUCCUGGAGCCCCAAGGAUAAAUACAGCUACAUUGGGCUGUCACAGAACAACCUGCGGGUCCAUUACAAAGGCCAUGGUAAGAACCACAAGGAUGCAGCAUCAGUGCGAGCCACACACCCGAUCCCUGCUGCCUGUGGGAUCUACUACUUUGAAGUCAAGAUUGUCAGCAAAGGUCGAGACGGGUACAUGGGCAUUGGCCUGUCUGCCCAGGGAGUCAACAUGAACAGACUGCCUGGAUGGGACAAGCACUCAUACGGUUACCAUGGAGAUGACGGCCACUCCUUCUGCUCCUCCGGGACUGGCCAACCAUACGGCCCAACAUUUACCACGGGGGAUGUGAUUGGCUGCUGCGUUAACCUCAUCAACAACACUUGCUUUUACACCAAAAAUGGCAUCAGUUUAGGUGUAGCCUUCACAGACCUCCCUCCCAACCUAUACCCUACUGUGGGGCUUCAAACUCCGGGCGAGAUCGUAGACGCUAACUUUGGCCAGCAGCCAUUUGUCUUCGACAUCGAGGACUACAUGAGCGAAUGGCGGGCUAAGAUCCACGGCAUGAUCGCUCGCUUCCCCAUAGGAGAGAGGCUGGGGGAGUGGCAGGCCGUCCUGCAGAAUAUGGUUUCCAGCUAUCUGGUGCAUCAUGGGUACUGUGCCACUGCAACAGCCUUCGCCAGAGCCACAGAGACCAUGAUACAAGAGGACCAGACAUCUAUAAAGAACAGACAGAGAAUACAGAAGCUGGUGCUGGCAGGACGGGUGGGUGAAGCCAUAGAGGCUACUCAGCAGCUUUAUCCCGGCCUGUUAGAACACAACCCCAACCUACUAUUCAUGUUGAAGUGUCGUCAGUUUGUGGAGAUGGUGAAUGGUACAGACAGCGAGGUUCGCUGCUUGACCAUUCGCUCCCCCAAGUCCCAGGACAGUUACCCUGGCUCACCCAGCCUCAGCCCCCGCCACGGAGCCAGCAACACACACCUGCACACCGGAGGAGCAGACAGUCCAACCUGCAGUAACGGAGUGACUCCCCCCAACAAGUCAAAGAGCCACAGUGGUACUGGCAGCAGCAGCGUCAAAUACCCCAGCGUGUCCUCCUCCGCCUCCUCUUCCACCUCCUCCUCCCCUUCCUCCGUCAACUACUCCGAGUCCAACUCCUCAGACUCCACUAAGAGUCAGCCACACAGCGCCAACAGCACCCAGGAAACCAGUGACAGUGAGAUGGAGAUUGAGGCAGAGCACUAUACCAACGGGGUUGUCGAGGGCUCCUCAGCGCGGAUCAUGAAUGGCACAUACAAACACGAAGAGAUCCUUCAGCCAGACGACAACAGCAUUGGCAAUGGAGUCACAGAUGAGGGUUGUAGUAAUGGCAGACAGCUUUGUGGAGGGAACCAGGCAGCCACAGAGAGGAUGAUCCAGUUUGGACGGGAGCUGCAGGCGCUCAAUGAACAGCUGUGCCGUGAGUACGGCAAGAACGCCACACACAAGAAGAUGUUACAGGAUGCAUUCAGCCUGCUAGCGUACUCUGACCCGUGGAACUGCCCCGUGGGCCAGCAGUUAGACCCUACGCAGAGAGAAUCCCUCUGCUCCGCACUCAACAGCGCCAUACUGGAGUCCCAAAAUCUGCCUAAGCAGCCUCCGUUGAUGUUAGCGCUCGGCCAGGCCACAGAGUGUGUUCAGCUCAUGGCCCGAGUCCGGUCUGGUUCCUGCUCCUUCGCCAGAGUAGACAACUUUUUGCACUAGCCCAGGUCCAGGUUAAUGUUAAGUAGCACUGAGAGAAGGCAUGUCCAGCAGGUAGUUGUCAUGGCGACGGAGGAAAGAGCAUGCGUGUGAUUGGUGUGUUUGGCUGUCCGUCAGACCGAGCCAGCGGCACAGAGGAGCAGAGGAGAGCGGGAGAGAAGAAAGCUUCCUUUUAAUUUAGUAUUAUCAAAUAAAGAAAUGUGUGACACUAUUUAAAGAUAAUUAAUUAUUAUUCUGUUUAUCUAGCCAUUUUUAUAGUUCAUUUUUUUGUCAGUUUGUUGUGCUCAUCCUGGACAAAAAAAAUUGUAAAUCCCCCCCUUUUUAUUUUUUUCUUAUGUUUUAAUAAUGGGUGGAUUUUAAUUCCCUACGAUCAGUAUUUUACUCGCAUUGUUGUUGUUCACCAUAUCACAGACCACAGUACCCACAUCUGGUUACCACAGUGACCCCCAUGACUACAGGUCACAAAACCUGACGUCUAUGAACAUCAUCUUUGUUAAGAUACAGAUGACAGACAGACUGAGUCCUUUACCCCAAAAAAUACAUUAAAAAAGAACAAUUGUGGAUUGUGUGGAGCGGAUCAUUAGAUCUGGUCAAGGCUGAUGCGACACAGUCGUAAAAACAACCACUGAUAUAAAAUAGAAAAUAGACUGAUGUGAGAAAAGUGGUUCCUUAAAUUAUUCCACAAAGUUGGAAAUAAAAAUUAAGUAAGGGAAUGCUUCAAAUAUAAAAGACAUUGCGCCAUAGACGCAUAAUGAAAAAAAAAAAUCAUCCUUGGAAAAAACAUACUUGAAGGGUCUCUGUAGUGGAGAACCAGGGAGAAAUGGUGAUGACAAGGCAUUUAAUUGGAAUAUUGGAGGUGUUGGACCCUUAAUUUUAGUGUAACAACCACAGCAUCGUCCAAUCAGUGAUGUCGUUGCAGGUGGCAGAGCUCAGCAGCUGCAGCUACAACACCUGCUCUCAAGACCCAACAUAACACUGUUAUCAUGGUCGCCUUGAUGCCAGCAUAAAGAAAAUCAGUUUCAAAGGCAGACUAACAAGCACAGUGUGUGGGCGGCCAAAAGUCAAGUCACCCCUGGGGAUUUCAUUACUUUUUUUUCUCACAUUGUCCACUGCCUUUCCUGUGCUGUGCAUAUGCUGUCGCAAUUACAGUUUUCAAAAAAAAAAGAGCUGAAAUAAUUUGCCAAACCAGAAGUUUUUUUUUUCUUCAGGGUGAUAAUUGUGAUUGUGAUAAGUAAGCCACAGUAUUUCUUUCAUUUGGGGCAUUUGAUUUCAAACCUCUCAAAGGUUAUUAGGCCAGCUGUGUGUGCGUUGGAGAAGGGCUUUUUCCUCCAACUCAGAUCCCUCCAUUUCACCCAUAAACUUCACUUAACUAUAUCCUACCCGCUAUUGAACAGGAGGACAUAGACAAGUUUAUUUCUGUGGCCCACAACCACAUGUUUGUCCCAACUUUUUAUUGUUCAGUUUUUCCCAUGAGAUUUCCCACGUUGUAUUGAGCCUCAAAGUGUUAAAUAUUAAAGGUCAAGUGUGUAGGAUUUAGUGACAUCUAGUGGUGAGAUUGCAGAUCGCAACCAGCUAAACCUUUCAUGUGUGUCAAGAAUGUGGGAGAGCUACGGUGGCCAAUGCGGAAACACAAACAUCCCUGUCUAAAGCCAGUGUUUGGUUGUUUGUUCUGUGCUACUGUAGGACAACAUGGCGGACUCCAUGGAAGAUGUCCCGCUUAGUAUAGAGACAACAAUUCUUAGUUUCAGGUGAAAAUAAACUAAUAUAAAAAUUAGUUAUGAAUAUUAUAUUUCAUUGAUGCCAGUUAAUGUCCCUAUAUCCUACACGUUGGACCUUUUCAGUGACUGAAUAAUACAUUUUGAAAUAAAUAUUAUUUGCAUAAAUGGAGUAAAAAUUCUAUAAUUGAACCAAUAAAUUGUGAAAUAAUUAAUGUUCCAUAUGCUGGUCUACAGAGUGUUCCAGGGAUGACAUCUUUCUGUAGGCAAAGAAGGAAGUAAGCAUUGCUCUUGUUCCCUUUUGGAUUAUUAAUUAUUAUCGUUUUGGAUUAUUGCAGAAAAAAACCCCUCUGUGGUUAACUAAUACUUACAGCAAGAUACAACAAGAUAAUCGUCACAUAUGAAUGCCACGUUUUUGAUUUUUGGAGCCUAAAUGCAAUCAGCAAAAACAAAAAGUUAACGUUUUGCUAUAAAUAAACUACAUGUCGCAGGACUUACAUGUUGCUGCCGCAACUAGGCUGUAAAGCCAUGGUCGGCAUGAUGACAUUUGGUUUAGCCACUUGUUAGCAACCUUCUUUUUUAAGACGCAUAAAAGCUUUAAAAUUCAGGAGUGGGGUAUUAACUGACAUAUUUCAGUUCAAUUGUGAGAAUCUGUUGAGGUUGUGUUAACCACAGACUUUAUUUCAGGCAUCUAACUAAAAACCCAUUUACUUUGAGACAAGGAAACCAGGAGUCCUAAAAUGAUAACUCUUUUCCAGGGUUUGCAUGCCCCCAGUAAUGCUGCUCAGCCUUGCAGCCAGUUUUUCCCCAGUGGCCACUUGCAGUAUUGCAGCAAAAAAAAAAAUUCCCUGCAUUUUCCCCACUACUGCAUAUAUUCAAUGGGAAGGAUACUGCAGAAGUAAACCCAGGAGCUUGAAAACUUUUUCGUCAUAUGCACAAGAUGGCGUAAGCACCAUCUUGCCAUAUAGUGUCUAGGUUGUAUUAUUAAUCUAUGAAAAAGUCCCACUCCGUACAUAGAUAUAAAAGGCUCAUUCUAAGAUAACAAACAUGAAGAAUCUUAGUGUCAGGUGAUUAUAAACUAAUGAAAACAAUUAUGUUUCAUUCCUGCUAAUUUAUCCCCCUAAAAUUGCCAAAAUUUAGCCAGCUAGCACCUAUUAGCUAAUAGAUAACUUACUAGCUAGUAGCUAACUUACUAGUAACUUAGUCAUUUUUAAUCAACCAACUAGUUGCUGCUCUUUGACACACUGCACAGUAACUACUUGUUAGAUUUCUUUUUGUUUAACGUAACAAGGCUACAUAUGCUAUCUACCUAGCCAGCUAACUCCAGGCUCGCUUGUGAGCUUGGGUUUAUUAUUUAGCAUCAAAGUGAAGAGCUAGUGUCAGCUGCAGUAGCUAACAUUGUCUGGUUAAUUCAGAGUACUUUAGACAGUGUUGUGAUUCUGGAAAUAUCCCUAACAUUAGCUCCUGAGUUGAGUUUUGAAAAUGUCUCAUAUUUCACAGUUCAUUGGCUCUCUUAAAUGAUUAUUUAUUUCACAAUGUUUUAUUUAUUUAUGUAUUUUAGUAUUGGAUUAUUAUUUUUGACAUUUUAUUAUAAUCAUCAGCUUUCUGUCUCUGUAUCUUAACAGAUGAUUGUUCACUGCAAAAUUACAGAUUGGGCUCAACUUCACCUUAUGUCUAGACCAAUGAUUGGAUUUUGAUCACAAAUCUGGUUUGUUCCACACCUUAGUUUUGUCUGAAACAUUUAGAGUCUUUUGUUUUUACACCAGACCUAUUUCCUACCAAAUAGCAAUGACUUAAUGUUGUCUGACCAGUGGCGAUCUGUCACUUCGGCUGCUUUGUUGUGACCUGGCAAAUGGCUUGUGGAUCCAUCCUGAAGUGUAUAUUUCCAUUUAUAAGAGAAUUUCAGUCUAUGGUAGAGAAAUAUGGAAUGAUAUAAUACUGGAGAUGUGUAUAUGCAAUGUGGGGUUUACUACAGGGUAUGUGGACAAACUUUUUACCGAGUUGGUUUUUAUACAGACCUUCUGCUAUAAUAGGAACUAUUCUAAUAACCACACAUACAGUACACACACGACAUCUGCUUCUACAACUGUAAAGGACUUCUGUUACACACACACACACACACACACACACACACACACACACACACACACACACACUUGUACGUGAAAGAACAACCUCUGUUGCAUACCUGUAGGGAACAAGUCUCCCAGCUGUCCUUUGUGUUUGAGCCUGGGCUGCGUCUCAGCACUGUUACCACGCACCCUUCCUCUAAUCCCUGCAUAGACAUAAGCACUGAUGUGAUCAGUGAUUGUUUCAAGGAAAGGAUGAAUGUGAACAGUUUUGGAAAUGGGCCCGAGGCCUCUGAAGCCUCAUGGACUUCUUGCAGAGAGGCCGGAGAAAUGGAUUUAGGCAUCGCAGACAAGCUGUGCACAAUUGACUUCUAUCAUGAUUUUAAUUUCAUAUUUUGACUUUUGAGUUUUAGCAAAAAAUAAAAAGUAAAAAAAAACAAUUGUGAAAUGAUUUACCCUCUACUUAGCAUGACUUUUAAAACCUUUAAAAUGAUAUAAAAAAGGAAAAAUGAUAAUUGAAAAAAAAACCUAUGUACUGGAAACAUGUUAAAAAAGAAAUAUUGUAUUCUGUUUAAUUUUGACAGAAUUAUUUUUAUUAAAAUACAUCCAUAAGCAUA
Epinephelus fuscoguttatus (brown-marbled grouper) is the source of this 6434-nucleotide messenger RNA. RefSeq names its product RAN binding protein 10 (gene ranbp10). Lineage: Eukaryota; Metazoa; Chordata; Actinopteri; Perciformes; Serranidae. Gene Ontology annotation, molecular function: protein binding. Gene Ontology annotation, cellular component: cytoplasm. The record is from RefSeq and is a predicted model, not a curated record. The coding region runs from base 177 to 2036 and encodes 619 amino acids. The transcript is spliced from 15 exons. Gene Ontology annotation, biological process: cell surface receptor signaling pathway; cytoskeleton organization.